This is a messenger RNA of Symbiodinium sp. CCMP2592, 2223 nucleotides long. NCBI's taxonomy places the organism in Eukaryota, Dinophyceae, Suessiales, Symbiodiniaceae. The record is from the annotation of a GenBank genome assembly.
AUGACUUCACAAGAGCUCAGGCAGCAUGUGGUCGUCAUCACGGACCACCUCGCAUGUGACACCUACGGUGGAGUCGAGGCGAUCAAGUGGGCACGAAACAGCUACAACGACAGGCAUCCUGCCCAUGUCAUCUUGGACCUGACGAAUGAGUUCGGUUCCAAGUUGUGGCUCGGCGGAUCGAAGGCAGGCACCGACACUAACCUGAUGAUCAGGAAUGGAAUCGGAGCGGUGUGGCCUGCGGCCAAGUCGGUCCAGCCGGAUGACACAGCGGCGAUCCGUGUAUUGAGGUACACAGAUGGGACUGGCGUCGUGCACGGCAACGUGAACAUGGAGAGCGUGCUGCAGCAGAUCGACAAUGUGAUCUCCUUGCUGCACCGCGGCGUGUCGGUCCUCAUCUGCUGUGUCAACGGAGCCCAUCGCUCCGCGACACUUGGUGCCAUGACGCUCAUGCGCCUUUUGGGCUGGUCGGCGACAGAAGUUGCGAACUAUGUCUCCACAUUGCGCAACAUCGUCGACCUGAACAGCAGAGCGCCGCCAUCGCAGUACAGAGUGAACACUAUUCGCCCCAUCGACUUUUUGAUCGAGCACCAAGCAGAGAUCGCUGGUAAAUCGGGGGCCUCAGGCCUGGUCCAGGUCGGCAGCAACCAGGAGAUAUUUCCUUCCACGAGAUAUGCGAACGCCCUCAUCACCCCUGUUCAGUUUCGUCGGCGCUGCAUAGAAAUGGGGUUCGUCCUUUCAGGCAAGGGCAAGCGGACUCGCCAGUCGUUGCCAGGGCCACAGUCAUUGAUAUCGUCGAUGCCGCCGCCGCCCCCGCCCGGUCAGGUGCGGCAGAGUGGCACAAACACGGACUCCUCGUACAUCAACGUUCCGACGGUCAGUGCCGCCAGUGCAGAUGAUGAGGCAGUGGACCCACCAGUUAUGGUUGAAAUUGAGGUUGCAGACGACGAAGAGAACGAGGAGCCCACCGUGGAGAAGGCCUGCGAAAAGGGUGCAGCCGAAGCAGAGGAGCCGGAGUCAGACUUUGAGAUGGUGACCUGCGAUGACGAAGGCAAAGUAGCCGAUGUCAAUCCAGAGUCGCCUCCGCAGACGCCCCGUGCAAACUGGACUUCGGAAGACUUUGCACGCCUGGAGACAGUGAUGCGCGAUCUGGGGCACCUGAACCGCCAGCUGCUCUCUUUCAACAAUGCUGAGGUCGAGGAGGAUCAGGCCCAGGCUGAUGAUCAGGCCUCGGCCUCCGGCCCGGUAAGUGACCAGAUCGCAGAGCCAGGGCAGCAAGCGGCGGAAGCGGAUGAGCCAGGCGGCACCAGCGCAGACCCCGUGGAAUCGGACGAGGUGGCCCGGGACGAGGCCUUGGGCCAGGUUGAUGAUGAGCCUGCGACUCCUGCGACGGCCGAGUCCGGAGAGCCGCUGGAGCCCUCCAGUUUGGACCUCGAGAAGACGAUGGAAGCGCUCAAGGCGCAGGCGGCGGAAGGCGAUAAGGACGAGAUGCUUGGGAGGCUUUUUGGGCUACUUGAGACCCAGAAAGUCCAACAGCAGGCUCUAUUGUCGAGACUGCAAUCUCGCCAAGAAAUGGACGAGAGAAAGAACGUCAUCUUCACAGCGCUGUACAAUCGCGACAUGACGCGCCUCAGGGCGGAGCUCCAAGCGCUGACGGUCUCUGACCUCGUCUCAAUCAGAGACGAAGAGGGGAUGACAGUCGCCCAUCAUGCCGUGCGUUUGGGCCUUGGGCCUUGUCUGGAGUAUACUCUCCGGAAAGCCCCGACUCUUGCGGAUGCCGUGACGAACCCCUCAGGUCGCCCAGCGAACUGGACGCCGUUGAUGGUGUUGGUUGAUGCACCACCAGGAUCUUUGGGAGGCACGGACUACGCCUACGACAUGUUGAAGGUCCUGGUUUCCUACAUGAGCGUCACAGGUCUCGUGAAUCUCGGUCCUUUCAAGUCUCCAACAGGGGCGACAGCGUUUCACAUUGCAGCCUCUCGUGGGAACCACCGUGGGCUGCAGAAGCUUUUGUGGUCCCUCUACCACAAGAGUGGUGGUGACAGGAACUCAACCUACGCAUUUGGCCUGGUGACCUCACUCGUCAACAGCCCCGGCUUGAAGCGCGGGCAGGGGGUCGUCGACGCCGCACUCGCGAACAAUAUCGACUUGGCGAUGUAUGUGAAGCGGAAUUGGGGCGGGGUCGAGCUUUUGUCUCCCCCAAGCCGCGGCGGCUAUGCUGCGUAG